AAAAAUAAAAAUUACAAUAGUAUAUAACAUUGAACAAUUAAUAAUUUUUACUGAAAAGUUCUAAUAUAUUUAAAAGUUAAUACUGUAUAUUUAAUUGACAUGCCAGGAGAUAUUUCUUAUCAUCAUGGCCAACGAACCCUGGCACGUCGUCGUAUCCCCGUGAUUAGUAUCGAUGGUUAUCAGUACAUGUGCUCCAAAAUUAAUCUUAAUGUCACGUAUGUUGUAUGUAAGUAUAAAAAAAUAAAAAAUUGCAAGUUUAGAGGACAAAUAGUCAAUAAUCGACUUGUCAUUUCGAAUGAUCAUAAUCGCGCUAUAGGAUCAGCAAUGCACAAGUCAUUUAUCAUUUUGAAGAAUCUUUGUUUAACGAGGUGAAAAAAGAACAUUUCAAGUCACUGAGAGUUAUUUAUGAUGAAAUGACUUUGCUUCAUUAUGAAGCCGCUGUUCAUGUCCCAUGGGUAAAUAUUAAAUCAAAAAUGUUAAGAUGGAGGCGACAAACAAGACCCCCCGUACUCAAUUCGAUAGAACAAUAUUUAAAUAUAAUUGAAAUGCCAGAAUGGAACUUUUUCACCAGUUACAACGCAACGAACAUAAUAGUCACAACUAUUGAAGACAAUGAUCAUUUUAAAUCAAUAAUUUACGCUGAUUUAGGAUUUUUACGAUCCUUAAAUAAUGUGACUGAACUUUUUAUGGAUGCUACAUUUAAAGUGAUUCCAAGAAAACCUGCAUUUCGUCAAUUGUUCACGAUUUUAGGAUUUGUCCAAGAUUCUGUUAUACCGCUUUGUUGGGUCUUAAUGCAAAAAAAAAGAUACAUCAGCUUAUGAAUCAGUUCUUACGUACUUCUCCUUAAUUUUGGCACCUCAUUUGCGUCCAUUAGCAAUCAACACUGAUUUUGAAAGUGCUCUAGGUAUCGCUAUUCUAAGGAACUAUCCAGAGGCUACUCAUACUCGAUGUUAUUUUCAUUAUUGCCAGGCGAUAAUGAAAAGAAUAAAGAAGUUGCGUCUUCUGAAUGCAAUAAAUGAAAGCAAUGAAAAUCGAUUGUUUUUACAAAAAUUAUUAGUACUACCUCUACUUCCUCCUGAUGAUAUUGAAUUGGCAUUUUACUGGAUUCUCAGUACUACUGCACCAGUACUUUUAUUGCAGUUUAAGAAGCUAUUAAAGUAUUUUCAUAACCAGUGGAUAAGAAGAACAAGGCCAGAUGUAUAUUCUGUUUUUCUUAGAGUUUUUAGAACAAAUAACUUCUCCGAGGCUUAUAAUAAAGUAUUGGCUCUACGGUUUGGAACUCAUCCAAAUAUUUGGGAUUUUACAGAAAAAAUUGUUCUUUUACAAGAAUUAAAGCGUAUCGAGUAUGAAUCAUUACAAAACGGCAAUCGAAUAACGGAGCAAUCUCGAAGUCGUGAAACCUUAAAAAAUGAAAUUAUCCAUAGCGCUUGGGUUUUAUACCAAAACAACCAAUUUGGUAUUCCGCAAUUUAUUAACUGUGUGAGCUACUUCAUCAAUGAACUUAAAAGUGGAAGAGAUGUUGAUGUUCAACAAAUUCAUAAUUUCAUCGCUGAAAAUCCAAUUGAAAUUGAAUUCGUUGUUGGUGAACAUAUCACAGACUGUACGAUGUGUGAACUAAGAAUGACCAAUCAUAUUUGUCAGCCAUGCAACCAUUGGUUUGGAUGCUCUCGGUGUGUGCAAAACAUGCGAGUCUUUCUUGCUCGCGUGCAAGCUAAUUUGCGUUGCCCAACUUGCGACAAUGUUAUAGCAUCAUUUGAACAGAUUUUUUGAAUAUUUUCUGACAUUAAUGAUUUAUUUAAAUACAAAAAAAAAUUUU
Cotesia glomerata is the source of this 1816-nucleotide messenger RNA. RefSeq lists its product as uncharacterized. Bases 976 to 1770 code for a protein of 264 amino acids. The record is from RefSeq and is a predicted model, not a curated record. NCBI's taxonomy places the organism in Eukaryota, Metazoa, Arthropoda, Insecta, Hymenoptera, Braconidae. The transcript is spliced from 7 exons.